UUGCUUGUCAAGAUUCCCAAAACAAACCCAUUUUUAACUUUCCGUUGAACACAAAAAUGCUUAGAAAGUUGUAUUCCCGCUCCUCGCGGGCUCAGCUGGUGAAGCGGGAACUGUUCACCGCCUCCGGUGGUCUCCGGGCCAAGGAUAACGGCAAGGGAAAGGGGGACGGCAAGGGCAAGUUUCGCAUGGAGAAGGACACGUUCGGGGAGCUAAAGGUGCCGGCAGAGAAGCUGUACGGGGCUCAGACCAUGCGCUCCAAGUUGAAUUUUCCCAUCGGUGACAUUGCCGAACGGAUGCCGAUGCCAAUCAUCCAAGCGAUGGGAAUCCUGAAGAAGGCAUGUGCCGAGGUGAACAAGGAAUUCGGUCUGGACGCCAAGAUCGCAGAGGCAGUCUCCUGUGCCUGCGACGACGUCAUAUCGGGGAAGUUAUAUCGACAGGGGCACUUUCCACUGGUUAUCUGGCAGACGGGGUCCGGCACCCAAACCAACAUGAACACCAAUGAGGUGAUCAGUAACGCGGCUAUCAAGAUGAUGGGCGGGGAGCUGGGCUCGAAGAAACCAGUCCAUCCGAACGAUCAUGUCAACAAGUCGCAGAGCUCCAACGACACUUUCCCGACGGCCAUCCACAUCAGCGUGGGCAUGGAGCUGAACGAGCGCCUGCUGCCGGCGGUGGCCCACCUGCGCGACGCCCUCAAGGCAAAGUCCGAUGAGUUCAAGGACAUCAUCAAGAUCGGACGCACCCAUGCGAUGGACGCGGUGCCACUUACCUUGGGCCAGGAGUUCAGCGGAUACGUCCAGCAAUUGACCUACGCCCAGGACCGGAUCAAGGCGUGCCUGCCGCGAGUCUAUGACCUGGCGCUGGGUGGCACUGCUGUGGGUACCGGCCUGAACACCCACAAGGGAUUCGCCGAGAAGGUGGCCAAGCGGAUCGCCGAACUGACCUGCCUGCCCUUCGUCUCCGCCCCCAACAAGUUCGAGGCUUUGGCCGCCCGUGACGCCAUGGUGGAGGUCCACGGCGUUUUGAAUACGAUUGCUGUGAGCCUGAUGAAGAUAGCCAACGACAUCCGUUUCCUUGGUUCUGGACCUCGUUGUGGUCUGGGUGAGCUCCAGUUGCCGGAGAACGAGCCUGGCAGCUCCAUCAUGCCCGGCAAGGUGAAUCCCACCCAGUGCGAGUCCAUGACCAUGUUGUGCGCCCAGGUGAUGGGCAACCACGUGGCCGUAACUGUUGGCGGGGCCACGGGGCACUUUGAACUGAACGUCUUCAAGCCUCUGAUUGUCUCCAAUGUGCUGCGAUCCAUAAGAUUGCUUUCCGAUGGCUGCAUGACGUUCAGCAAGAACUGCGUGGAGGGCAUUCAGGCCAACAAGGAAAACAUUGCCAAGAUCAUGAACGAGUCCUUGAUGCUGGUCACCGCCCUGAAUCCGCACAUCGGCUACGACAAGGCCGCCGCCAUAGCCAAGACGGCGCACAAGAACAAGACCACGCUCAAGGAGGAGGCCCUGAAGACGGGCAUCACCGAGGAACAGUUCAAGGAGUGGGUCGACCCCAAGAAGAUGCUGGGCCCCAAAUAGGCAUUGGCUUUCUUGAAAUCUUUAAAUCCUGUUUAAAUUGUAAUCCGAUAACCAAAAAUCCGUUACAACAAAUUCCCCAUGUAAUCGAUACAUUUUCGAAAUCGAACGGAAUUGAUAACAAUCGGCAGCACUGUCUGAAAAAUUGAUAAAUAUAUUUUCAGAAACUGAUCAGACAACUUU
Messenger RNA from Drosophila bipectinata, 1748 nucleotides. RefSeq names its product Fumarase 2 (gene Fum2). Gene Ontology annotation, biological process: fumarate metabolic process; tricarboxylic acid cycle; malate metabolic process. The record is from RefSeq and is a predicted model, not a curated record. Gene Ontology annotation, cellular component: tricarboxylic acid cycle heteromeric enzyme complex; mitochondrion. Gene Ontology annotation, molecular function: fumarate hydratase activity. Lineage: Eukaryota; Metazoa; Arthropoda; Insecta; Diptera; Drosophilidae.